AUGACAGUCACGAUUAAAUUUGAACAGUUGAUACAUGUGGCAAUAGAUGCCGAGAAUGGAUCUAUUAACCAACAUUUGUUAAUCAAACUCCUCGAGUUUAUCGCGAAGAAGUCCAACAUCAAUUCUCUGAGCGUCAAUUUCAAUGAAAAUGACAAAACUGAGGCCCAGUGUUGCAAAUUUAUUGAGGCGUGUAAUUAUAAGAAUAAAGAAGAAAUUAUACCGGGAAAAAAUGAAGCGGAGUCUGUUGAAGAGAUAGAUAAUAAUGAAGACAAUAAUUCUGCAUUGGGUUGCGAUUUUGAAGCAUUGUCAGAGAGAGAUGAGAUAGAGAGCAUUUACAGACUGCCUUCGGAAGGAAUAAUUUCGGAACAUGAUUCAAUAGAAGAGGAAAAAAUUUCAGUUCCUUCAACUUUGAAUUUGGACCAGUUUUUAGAAGAAAAACACGAAUAUAAUAUUCAGACUAACGAUCUACAUGUGAUAGCUACUCUUAUUGAACAAUUGUAUGGUAAAAUCAGAAAAAUCAAAAGCGUGAUUAAAGUACUGCAAAAAAGCAUUAAGACAUGUAAUGUAACUGAUUCGGAUGGAUCUCCGGAAAGUGAAAUGGAUGUAUUUAAAGAAAUCGCUUUAUCAGACCUGGGUUCGGCGUUUGAGAUUCAAAAAUAUGGUUACGAUCGGUCAAAACUAGACGAAAAUUUGAAUAAGUUGGAUAUCAGUGCUAAAGGAGAUAUGUUUAGAGAAAUAUUUGGAAGAACACAAAAGAGAAAGGAUUUGUAUUUAGGGUUGUCAGUUGGAAAUUUUAGGGAAUUCGACUUAGAAUACAGAACGAAUUUCCUAACUAUCCACUCUUUUUUGGAAAAACACAGAGAUAUGUUUAAGAAGAUUAAAUCAGAAGUUAAAAAAAUUAAGAUGCAUUAUUUAGAUAAAGAGGACUUUUUCGUAUUUAAAAAAGCGAUAUCAGUGUCGCAUAAUAAAAUGAAAAAUGAUAUCAAAGAAUACAUUUUAAAGGAUCCUGAAGCAAUGGGUAUCGUUAGAUUUUUCAAGGACGGAUCGUGUAUGUCAUGUGGGAAACCAGCCAUGAUGAAAAUUACAAACACAGCUCCACUUUCAGCGAGGAAAGUAACACCCAAAAAAAGUUACAGCCGUAAAUCACGCAAGAUUAGAACAUCAUAUUUAAACCGGGCAACUCCCACUGGUCCAAAAUGUGAUGAGCCAACUGGGGAGGAAGAAGACACCCCUAAGAAAAUCGAUUGGGAAUACAGAUUAAAGAGGCUGCAAAUAAUUCAUAAAGGAAAGCCAAACAUACUAGAGGCAGAAAAGGAAUUAAGAAAUAUGCAUAUGUAA
Myzus persicae (green peach aphid) is the source of this 1338-nucleotide messenger RNA. RefSeq lists its product as uncharacterized. Lineage: Eukaryota; Metazoa; Arthropoda; Insecta; Hemiptera; Aphididae. The transcript has 13 exons. The record is from RefSeq and is a predicted model, not a curated record. The coding region runs from base 1 to 1338 and encodes 445 amino acids.